AUGUCAUCAUUUGAAUUAAUUCUUCAUGGCCUUAAACUAUCCCUCAAGGAUUUUAUUGAAAAACAUCUUCCUAUCGAAUCCAAUUAUGAGAUUAUUACUUCCUUUAUUGGGGUUUUAACCUCAACGAAUGAUAGAUUCAUAGAUGAAAGAAAGGAAGAAUUACUUAAAUAUUUUAUUCACCAAUUUCUUGAAAAAAACGGAAUAACUUCAUUAAUCAAUAAAACACUCGUUUAUCUUAAUAAAAAUAAUAUGCCUCGUAUUUCCAAUGGAAACAUUGAUCUUCAUGGUCAAUAUAAACAUUUAAUUUUUUUGAUCCAGAGUAAAUGUAAAAUCCUUGUCAAAGAUUUACGUGAAUUCUUGAAUACAAUUUCAAAACAACCGGAAACAUCCGUAGGCUUUCUCGUCUCGAAUGUUGAGUUGAGUGAUAAUGCUAGAAUAGAAUUGGAAAAGUCUCCUAUUAAGGAACGUAUUUGUGUGUGUUUUUACUAUGAGAUCGUUGAUAAAAUUUUUGAAUAUGCACGAAUCUUUGAAGAGAAACACGACAAACUUAAAAAGCAAAAUGAGGAAAGGAAAAGAAAAGCCGAUGAGUUGAAAGCUGAGAACAAAUUUCUUCGAAAACAAAAUAAAAGACUCAAAGAAGAAUUCCAAAGUCAAAUUAAAGAACUUGAAAGCCAAAUCGUUGAACUCAAAGAAAAGACUGAAAUUCAAAAUCAAAACAUUAAGAAAACGAUUGAUAAUCAAUACAAAGAAUUUAAAAAGCAAAAUCAAGAAAUGAAGGAAAAACUUGAAAACCAAUCUAAGAAAUUCGAUAAAAAACUCGAUUUAAUUUUAAGGCGAUUCAUGAUUUUGAAUGAUCCGUUACAAGAUAAUGAUUCCACGAAUAAUCACUCUAAUGUUGCAAAUGUCAAAAAUCAAGAUCCACGAGAUGCAAUUGCUAAAAUGUUGGUCCACAAUUAA
This is a messenger RNA of Cetraspora pellucida, 957 nucleotides long. The record is from the annotation of a GenBank genome assembly. NCBI's taxonomy places the organism in Eukaryota, Fungi, Glomeromycota, Glomeromycetes, Diversisporales, Gigasporaceae.